AUGGUGAUCUCAAUCUGCCAGGCUGUGCUCACAUAUGUGCCCCUUCUGUGGUUUGUGAGGGUGACUGAUGGGAUGCCUGACCCCACUCAGAGGGAUCUGCUGAUGCGUCAGGAAGCAUCCAGGCAGACGGGAGGCCUAGUGGUGCUGACAGCGGCUGAACAGAAGCUGGAUGCUUACCUCCAUCGAUUAAAGGAGAAAGAGAUGUCUGCUGCCCAGUUCCCGCCUGCUUUGCAUUUCUUCAAAGCAAAGCCCCUCAUCCAGAAGAGCUCAAUCUUCAAACUGCUGCAGAAGAUGCCUAAAGGUGGAGCUCUGCACAUCCACAGCUCGUCUCUGGUCAGCGUUGAAUGGCUGGUGAAAAACGUCACCUACAGACCGAACUGCUACAUCUGCUUCACCUGGGACAACUCGGUCCGCUUCCUGUUCUCCGACCACCAGCCCUUCCCACGGUGGGACUGCUUCUACUGGCAGCUGCUCGCGACUUUAAGAGCCAAAGUUGGAGACCCUAUAGGCUUUGAUAACAGUUUAAUGCAGCACCUCACACUGUUCACUGAGAAUCCAGAUGGCGAGUACCCAAACCAAGAUGUGGUGUGGGAGAAGUUUGAGAAAGCCUUCAUCGCAGCUGCCGGGUUAGUCACCCAUGCUCCUGUGCUGAAGGACUACUUCUACAGAGGCCUGCAGGAGCUUCACCUUGACAACAUCCUCUAUCUGGAGCUCAGGAGUGGUCUCUCAAGGACAUAUGAGCUCGAUGGAACCAUUCACGAUAAGGUCUGGACUCUGAAAACGUUUCAAGAGGUUACAAGGAAGUUUAUAGAAGAUCAUCCGGACUUUUUUGGGGCUCGGAUCAUAAUAUCUGUUCACAGGGCUCUGGGUGUGUCUGAGGUCAAAGCAGCUGUGAAAGAAGCCAUUCAGCUACAAAAGGAUUUCCCAGAUGUUGUUGCAGGAUUUGACAUGGUUGGCAGGGAGGACGGUGGGAGGACUCUUUGGUAUUUCAGGGAGGCACUUUCUCUGCCAGCUAAAUUGGGUGCCACACUGCCAUACUUCUUCCACGCAGGAGAGACGGAUGAUGAAGGCACAGACGUUGACCAAAACAUUCUCGAUGCCCUUUUGUUCAACACCACCCGUAUCGGACACGGAUAUGCUUUGGCACACCACCCACUUGCCAAAGAGCUGUCCAGGAAAGGGAACGUGGCAGUGGAGCUGUGCCCCAUCUCAAACCAGGUGCUGAAGCUGGUAUCGGACCUUAGGAACCACCCUGCAGCUGUGUUGAUGUCUGAGGGUCACCCGAUGGUGAUCAGCUCCGAUGACCCGUCUCUGUUCGGCACCACAGGCCUCUCCUACGACUUCUAUCAAGCCUUUGUGGGCAUUGGAGGGCUGAAAGCAAACCUGGGCACUCUGAAAGAACUGGCUGUCAACUCUAUCAGGUACAGCUCGCUCCCAGCUCAUCUGAAGGACAUGGGCCAUGCCAUGUGGAAAAAGAAAUGGGACGCCUUCAUUUUGGAUAAUUUAUGACAGCAAAACCACAAAGGAUCCUGUUUGACUUGAAUGAUGUUUAUAGUAGCAAACAGCUAAAAUAAAGCCAACACCUGGAGGGCAACUAUUCAAAUU
Messenger RNA from Scomber japonicus (chub mackerel), 1605 nucleotides. It is a transcript of the gene ada2b, whose product is annotated as adenosine deaminase 2b. Gene Ontology annotation, molecular function: adenosine deaminase activity. Gene Ontology annotation, biological process: inosine biosynthetic process; adenosine catabolic process. NCBI's taxonomy places the organism in Eukaryota, Metazoa, Chordata, Actinopteri, Scombriformes, Scombridae. The transcript has 9 exons. The record is from RefSeq and is a predicted model, not a curated record. Bases 1 to 1509 code for a protein of 502 amino acids.